Closterium sp. Yama58-4 is the source of this 429-nucleotide messenger RNA. The record is from the annotation of a GenBank genome assembly. NCBI's taxonomy places the organism in Eukaryota, Viridiplantae, Streptophyta, Zygnematophyceae, Desmidiales, Closteriaceae.
AUGUCGUCGUCGCAUGCUCUCCACGCGAGCGUCGUCCCUUCCUCGCAGCACCAGUCCCAGUCGUCGCAUGGAGUCGUCGCGUCGUGUGCGCGCGUGCAAGUUGGCGGCAGCUGCACCGACUCGUCGUUCCUGGGAUGCUCACGGGUGUCGGUGGGGAGGAGACAAACGGGAGCGAAGCGCAUGGUAACAAGGAUGGCGCCCGAUGAAGAGAAGAUGACCAAGCGCUCACCGCUCGACUUUCCUGUGGAAUGGGAGCGACCUGCGCCGGGGCGGAGACCGGACAUCUUCCCGCAGUUCUCCCCGCUGAAGCCGCCGCUUCCGCAGCCGCCUCCAGCGGACCCGCCGUACGAGGAGGAGGAGGACGAGGAGCGCAAGGACCCCGAGAUCGACCCUGACAAGGACCCCGACCAGCCCCCGCCCGAGGAGUAG